This is a messenger RNA of Juglans regia (Persian walnut), 837 nucleotides long. RefSeq lists its product as uncharacterized. The transcript has a single exon. NCBI's taxonomy places the organism in Eukaryota, Viridiplantae, Streptophyta, Magnoliopsida, Fagales, Juglandaceae. The record is from RefSeq and is a predicted model, not a curated record. The coding region runs from base 1 to 837 and encodes 278 amino acids.
AUGGCGGCCAAGGAUUCUGGUCGACGUUCCUUUGCUGAUCUGGUAUCUAUGGUUCCGCAACCACUUCCAGAAUUAUUGGUGCCUCUUCGUGGGCCAAAGUACGUGGAUGGAGAAAUGUGUUUUCAGCUCACCAAGGAGGAAAUCGCUCGAUCUGCGGAACCUUUUCGGUUCUCUAUUGUGCUGAAGUUUAUAAGACAGAGACCUUCGUUGGAUGUGAUUCGGUCGUUUAUACAUCUCUGCUGGGGAUUAUCUUGCAUGCCGAUGGUUACAGCUAUGCGGAGAUCAAGAAAUGUUUUCAUUCGAAUGACCAAUGAGCAAGAUUUCGUCAAAGCAAUUUCUCGUGAAUCUUGUGAAGUAAAUGGGAAUCAGUAUCGUGUUUUUCACUGGAAUCCAGAGUUUAAUGAAGAUGAGGAACCGUCUUUGGUCCCAGUUUGGAUUGUGCUGCCGGGGCUUCCUCCAAAUUUCUAUCAUGAAUCUUUUUUAAAGAUUUUCACUGCUCCGAUUGGUAAGUUCAUUAGAAGAGAUAAUACAACCAAAUGUGCAACUCGCACGGAUGGAGCUCGUUUAUGUUUGGAGAUGGAUGCAUCAAAAGAACCAAUUUCUUAUUUUUGGAUUGGGAUGCCUGGAUCGGGACGCAAGCAAGAAAUCAUUUAUGAGACGCUUCCAGCGUUUUGUACUCAUUGUAAAAUUCAAGGGCACAAUGCUCGUACCUGUAAAUUGCAUAAUCGGAGAGAUGGAGAAAAGAUUUGGAUACGAAAGAAUGUAAAAGAUUCUGAAGAAAAAAAAACAGAGAUACAAGCGGAAAAUAUGUUGAGUUGGAUAAAGGCAAGGGAGUGA